This is a messenger RNA of Prionailurus viverrinus (fishing cat), 2702 nucleotides long. It is a transcript of the gene PAX7, whose product is annotated as paired box 7. The record is from RefSeq and is a predicted model, not a curated record. The coding region runs from base 1 to 1512 and encodes 503 amino acids. Gene Ontology annotation, biological process: regulation of transcription by RNA polymerase II; anatomical structure development. Lineage: Eukaryota; Metazoa; Chordata; Mammalia; Carnivora; Felidae. The transcript is spliced from 9 exons. Gene Ontology annotation, molecular function: DNA-binding transcription factor activity, RNA polymerase II-specific; RNA polymerase II cis-regulatory region sequence-specific DNA binding.
AUGGCGGCCCUUCCCGGCACCGUCCCCAGGAUGAUGCGGCCGGCGCCCGGGCAGAACUACCCGCGCACCGGCUUUCCUCUGGAAGUGUCCACACCACUUGGCCAAGGCCGGGUCAAUCAGCUUGGCGGGGUCUUCAUCAACGGGCGACCCCUGCCUAACCACAUCCGCCACAAGAUAGUGGAGAUGGCCCACCAUGGCAUCCGGCCCUGUGUCAUCUCCCGCCAGCUGCGUGUCUCCCAUGGCUGUGUCUCCAAGAUUCUCUGCCGCUACCAGGAGACCGGGUCCAUCCGGCCUGGGGCCAUCGGAGGCAGCAAGCCCAGACAGGUGGCGACUCCGGAUGUGGAGAAAAAGAUCGAGGAGUACAAGAGGGAAAACCCAGGCAUGUUCAGCUGGGAGAUCCGAGACCGGCUGCUAAAGGAUGGGCACUGUGACCGCAGCACGGUGCCCUCAGGUUUAGUGAGUUCGAUUAGCCGCGUGCUCAGAAUCAAGUUCGGGAAGAAAGAGGAGGAGGAUGAAGCGGACAAGAAGGAGGAGGACGGCGAGAAGAAAGCCAAGCACAGCAUCGACGGCAUCCUGGGAGACAAAGGGAACCGGCUGGACGAGGGCUCCGACGUGGAGUCGGAACCCGACCUCCCUCUGAAGCGCAAGCAGCGUCGAAGUCGGACCACAUUCACGGCCGAGCAGCUGGAAGAGCUGGAGAAGGCCUUCGAGAGGACUCACUACCCGGACAUCUACACCCGCGAGGAGCUGGCGCAGAGGACCAAGCUGACGGAGGCGCGUGUCCAGGUCUGGUUCAGUAAUCGCCGCGCCCGUUGGCGGAAGCAGGCAGGAGCCAACCAGCUGGCAGCGUUCAACCACCUUCUGCCAGGGGGCUUCCCGCCCACCGGCAUGCCCACGCUGCCCCCCUACCAGCUGCCGGACUCCACCUACCCCACCACCACCAUCUCCCAAGACGGGGGCAGCACCGUGCACCGGCCCCAGCCCCUCCCGCCGUCCACCAUGCACCAGGGGGGGCUGGCCGCCGCGGCCGCCGACACCGGUUCUGCCUACGGAGCCCGCCACAGUUUCUGCAGCUACUCGGACAGCUUCAUGAACCCGGCGGCGUCCUCCAACCACAUGAACCCCGUCAGCAACGGCCUGUCUCCCCAGGUGAUGAGCAUUCUGAGCAACCCCAGCGCCGUGCCACCGCAGCCGCAGGCCGACUUCUCCAUCUCCCCGCUGCACGGCGGUCUGGACUCGGCCACCUCCAUCUCGGCCAGCUGCAGCCAGCGGGCCGACUCUGUCAAGCCGGGAGACAGCCUGCCCACCUCCCAGUCCUACUGCCCGCCCACCUACAGCACCACCGGCUACAGCGUGGACCCCGUGGCUGGCUACCAGUACGGCCAGUACGGCCAGACUGCUGUUGAUUACCUGGCCAAAAACGUGAGCCUCUCCACACAGCGUCGCAUGAAGCUUGGGGAACAUUCUGCUGUGCUGGGACUCCUGCCUGUGGAAACUGGCCAGGCCUACUAGGGACCCUGGGGCGACUUGCCCCAGACCAAGUCCCAGCCCAAUCCUUACUGAUCCCUGAGCCUCCCAGCCUCAGCCCUUUCAUUACCCUGGGGUCUCAGGAGGCCAGGAAAGGAGCCCAUUCCCUUCUCAUAGCCAGCCCUCUGGAGAUGUGCAGCCAGUCUACCGUUCACCUGUGUUUAGGAACCCAGAGCAACCCCCUUGGAGUCUGCCCCUCCACUCUCUCUCCAGGAGGGUUUCUGUCAGCCUGCAGCCAUUCCCCCAGUCAAAUCCUGUCGUGGCCUCUGUGCUAUCUCAGGCACAGAGGUGGAAGCUCACCCCGAAUAGAGCAACCUGGGCACCCAAAGGAGGAUGGUAUCUGGGAUGAGGUACUGGAGCCCUUUGGACCUGACUCCAGUGAGUACCCCGGCCAGAGGUGGGGGUGGAGCUCACAGGGUCCCUCCCAGCUGGAAGUGCUGGGAGCCAGCCCUCUCCUCCCAGGUGGAUCUCUGGCCCAGGGCCCGAACCACAGCCCAUUCCUCCUCUGGAUGCUGGGACGCCAGCAGAGAGGGGGCCCUAGUCCUGGCGUCUUCCCAGGGGAAUCACCCAGGAAUUCUGAGGACUCCAGGACCCUCCCCACACACCUCUGCUGGGUGUAGGGGGUGGGAAUCUAGCCAAGGUGGGGGCUCCAGAAGGACCAGGCAGAGGCUUACCCGGGGAGAGGGGCUCAUCAGCAGUGGGCGGCCAGCAGCCAAAGACCCAACCCAGGCACCCCGAGGCAGCAGGCUCCUAGACUGAAGUCCGGGUUCCAGCCUUGCUCACCCGUGCGGGGCCUAGGGAGCCCACGGGCUCUUCAGUUUCCCAUUCUCUGAAUCAGGCAGGAGGGGGAAGGGAGCAAGUCAUGUAUCGAGAGGCAGAGGGCAGAGGGCAGUCUCAGAAGGGCGUUGCUUAGCUGGGGUUCCUGUGCUUGUGGACAGCAGCCCUUUGUUGCCAGAGGCUUUAGUGCUGUGCCUUCAAGCCCACAACCCCUGGAGCUGCAAUUUCUCACAAAGCCUCCCUUGGAGACCUGAGCCUGUCCCCUCCAUGCCUGGCCCUCUGGUAAGGGCACCUUCAUCUGCCCCUUAAGCUGCUGGGGAGCAGAGGGCUUCCCUUGGAGCUCUGGAGGAGGGUUAUGGGACCAGCAGGGACUGCUUGUCCACAGGCAAAACCACAGA